CGUAUGACUAUCUGGGGGGAAAGGCGCUGUUUUCUUUCCAGGUAAGCUUACUUGGUUGGGACGUGAUGCAAAGAUGCGCAUCUAUCCGUUAUUGGUCCUCCUUGCCUGUGCGCCUGUACUCGUACUAGGUUAUCGUUCAGGUCUAGUGACAGACAGCUGCGAUGAUAUGAUACCACUCCACCAGGGCACAAACUCAUCAUCGAGUCCUCCACCGUACACCAUUACUACAGACGGAACCCAAUAUAGCGAAGGAGACGAAAUCACAGUGUCUCUCAGGGCAGAAUCAGUACCAUUCGAGGGUUUCCUGUUGCAAGCCAGAGAAGUUGGAGGGAGGUCUCCUGUGGGGUCUUUCUCUGUGUUGGGAGCAGAGAGUAGGCUUCUGGAAUGUGCUGGACUUUCUAACUCAGCCGUUUCUCACUUAUCUGGUGCGAAAAAAAACUCGAUUGAAAGCAAAUGGAGGGCUCCUCAGUCGGGUCAGCUCAAAGACAUAGAGUUCAGUGUUACGUUUGUACAAAACUACCCUAACUAUUGGGUUGGGGUCAAAAGUCCAGUGGUUGUCUUCAACACCUCCAUCUCCAACCCCUUACCCUCUCUACAUCCAAAUGAACCAGUCUCCAGUGUUGGCUGUGGAGGAAGUAAGGUCUGCUUUAGCCGACCCCAAAACUGUGACCCCGCCAGCAGCUCUGACUGUUACUUCAUGUCUGUCCAUGAAGCACCUACUGAUUCGUCACUGAAGUUUGAGAUAUAUGGUGCAUCAGAAGGGUACAUCUCUAUUGGAUUCUCUGAUGAUAAGCAGAUGGGAAAUGAUGAUAUUUACAUAUGCGGAAAGGAUAGCAACAGUAGCAUUCAAGUACAGCAUGCCUAUUCUACAGGAAGAGGGGCUCCAACAAUCCUGCCACUGGAAAACAUUUCGCACAUUAAAACAUCAUUUGUGGAUGGAGUUAUCAGCUGUACCUUUGUAUCCAAGAAUACUAUCGCCAUCCAGAGGAAUGGAGUUGGAUCUGUUUACUACAUCAUGUUCGCCUAUGGCCUCACAUCAAAUGGUAAACUUUUGUAUCACAGAAGGUCAGUAUUUAUCAGUGAACAAAAAAUUGACAUCACCAGACCUCAAGUUGUCACCAAAUCACAGCAACCUCAAAUCAUCAAAGCACACGGUGCAUUGAUGCUAAUCGCUUGGAUGACAACAGGAAGCCUUGGCAUGCUCAUCGCACGGUAUCUGAAGGCAGUCACCAAGGGAAGAGGAUGCUUGGGUAAAGAUCUGUGGUUUCUGGCUCAUGUCUUCCUUAUGGUCCUCUCCGUGGCUGCCACCAUCAUUGCUUUCAUCUUGUCUUUCUCUCAUGUGAAGGGUUGGAGUGGGGGGUCACAUCCAGUACUUGGCUGUUUGGUCAUGAUCUUGGCCUUUAUUCAGCCUUUGGGAGCCUUUUUUCGCUGUGGGCCACAACACCAGUGGAGAUUUGUUUUCAACUGGUUGCACACUAUGACAGCUGUCGCAAUCAAAGGCCUGUCAGUGGCAGCCAUCUUUACAGGCUUGUAUCUGGUUGACAGCUCCCAGGAGGGAUGGAUGCAGAAGGUGAUGGGAGGGUUUGUGGCCUGGGAAGCACUGCUGUUUGCCCUGCUAGAUCUACACAUGAGGUGGAGACAGAAAGAUGAAGACGGAGUCGUCUUUGAAUCAGUAAACAUUGAAUUGAUUCUCCUGACAGUGUUUUUCCUGGGCAAUCUGGCCUUUCUCAUUACCCUGUUGAUUGGCAUUGGAAUGACGUAGGUAUCUCCAAAGCAGCAGUCUACGAUCAAAACAAACGAAUUAAGCAACUCUAUCAAUUUGUCAAUUUAUCAAGUUUAUAUAAUUUUGCCAAAUUUUGUUUUAAGGAAAUGAUUAAUA
Clupea harengus (Atlantic herring) is the source of this 1879-nucleotide messenger RNA. RefSeq names its product ferric reductase 1. NCBI's taxonomy places the organism in Eukaryota, Metazoa, Chordata, Actinopteri, Clupeiformes, Clupeidae. The record is from RefSeq and is a predicted model, not a curated record. Gene Ontology annotation, cellular component: membrane.